UAGGACGAUGUGUACAUGGAUACUGAGUAUGUGCAAUUCUUAAAAACGCGCCAAGCAGUGGGUGAUUCUACACUUCCCCCCAAAAUAAUUUAAUAAUUUCAGAUAAGUCUCUGACAGAAAAUCAUGUCUCUGACAGAAAAUCAUGAGACUGCCAGUUCUUAUGCAACAACAUUGUACAUUAUGGAAGAUAUACCAUGUAUAUGUAACGUCAACAAACCUGCCAUGAAAGUGUUAAAAUUAAGAAGUGGACUUUGCUAUAGAAAAGUCACUUGCGUUCGUAGCAGUGUUUAUAUGGAGGCAGCGAUUAACUGUAGAGAACAGUAAUCUGUUUGAUGCGAGUGCCAAAUAAUGUGCAUUAGAAAUCUAAAUACCUGUGUUGCUGAAAAUAAUCUAAAUACCUGCUGAUGUUGAAAAUAUACUUCCUUGCCAAACAGCAUGAAUAGUUUGGCUGCUGCCUGUUAACACCAAAAUAUGUUGGAGCAUUUUGAACUAAUUAGUUCAAACUAAAAGUAUAGCUUGUCAUGAAAGAAUAAAAUGUAUAGAGGUUUGAUAUACUGUAAUAUUUUCAAAUAAGAAAAUUAUAGACGAAGCAUUCACGUUAAGAAUUAUUCAAAGGAUGAUAGAAAGAUGAUUUACUGUUGCUACUAAAAAUAGGAAGCCUUUAUCAUUGAGGUAUAUAUUGAAGUGUCCGAAAAUAUAUGCUGAAAUGGCAAGCUUGUUGAGAUUCUGUCAAUCCUUGAGGAAUUUUCCAAGUUUUAAUUUUUUGCACAACAGUAUAUUAUGUACUGGAAAAUUAUUUGCUAAAAAAGUGGAGAUCCCAAGAAUGCUAAGCAGUGCUGUAUUUGCAAGUAAGCAUCUAUUUCCUGGUUCUGAUGAGUCAUUGCUGAAAAUAGCUAAUACUUGCAUUUAUACCCAGCAAAGAGGAUUUAUAUAUAAAAAAGCAAGUGAAGAUCGUCAACUUUACUUUAUACACUAUGCAAAGCCUAAAAAAAGAACAAAAAGAAGGCACCCACUUGACAGUAAACCUCAAAUGAAAGGAGUUGUUCUUAGAACACUGGUAAAAAAACCUAAAAAACCCAAUUCUGCAAAUCGAAAGUGUGUGCGUGUUCGUCUGUCCAAUGGAAAAGAGGCUACAGCAUAUGUUCCUGGUGAAGGACAUAAUUUACAAGAACAUAAUGUUGUACUUGUUAGAUUUGGGCGUGUGAAAGAUGUACCUGGUCUAAGACUCAAAGUUAUUCGAGGGAAAUAUGACUGCCCUCAUGUAGUGAAGAAAACGGCUCCUAUUCGUACUUAAUAUAGUAUAAACAGCAUUUGUAUCUUUGCAUUUUGUUAGCAUGAUCUAUUAUUAAAGAUUCAUUUAAAAAUUCAGAA
Messenger RNA from Stegodyphus dumicola, 1371 nucleotides. RefSeq names its product 30S ribosomal protein S12 technical knockout (gene tko). The record is from RefSeq and is a predicted model, not a curated record. Gene Ontology annotation, molecular function: structural constituent of ribosome. Gene Ontology annotation, biological process: translation. Lineage: Eukaryota; Metazoa; Arthropoda; Arachnida; Araneae; Eresidae. Gene Ontology annotation, cellular component: small ribosomal subunit; ribosome.